Molecule: messenger RNA, 2113 nt
Organism: Heterocephalus glaber (naked mole-rat)
Lineage: Eukaryota; Metazoa; Chordata; Mammalia; Rodentia; Bathyergidae
Gene: Il4i1
Product: interleukin 4 induced 1
Biological process (GO): amino acid catabolic process
Molecular function (GO): L-amino-acid oxidase activity
Source: RefSeq, a predicted model, not a curated record
CCAUGCUCACGUCUCCCCACCCCCAAACUAGGCCUUGAGGACCUCGAGCUGUGGAAGGGCGGGAAAGGCAGUUGGAGGGAGGGCCGAGCGGUUUACUCACUCCAUGGCUGUGGAAAAGAGAGGCGGCGGCGGCCUCGGUUGAAGAAAGAAGACGGGAGCGGGAGCGAAGGUAGAGAACAGGCAGAUGUGGCUCCUUGCCAGUCCAGUCACUUGGCUUCCACUAAGUUCCUCUUCAUUAACUAAGAUGAAGACAAAUGUGACUCAGUUUGGAAUUGGAGGCUUUUAAAGGACCUGGCCUGUCUGGCCCAACCAGGACAGCAGGACAAAGCCGCUGCCAUUCGCCCUGGUGCUGCAUACGCCGAUGAUGACUUCUGUCCUGGGCUAACCAGAAAGGCCAUGGGCACUGAGCGAGCCCCCCAGGGCCAGCCAUGCACCCUGCACCUCCUUGCCCUGGCCCCCAUCCUCUUCAGCCUGGCACCCUCCCUGGCCUGGAAGGAGGCCUCCAGCCAGGACCCCUUCGAGAAAUGCAUGCACGAUCCCGACUAUGAGCUGCUGCUCAAGGUGGUGACCCAGGGCCUCAAUCGGACCUUGCAGCCCCAGAAGGUGAUUGUGGUUGGCGCUGGUGUGGCCGGGCUGGUGGCUGCCAAGGUGCUCAGUGAUGGUGGACACAAGGUCACCGUUCUGGAGGCAGAUAACAGGAUCGGGGGCCGCAUCCUCACCUUCCGGGACCCUAAGACCAGCUGGUCUGGGGAGCUAGGAGCCAUGCGCAUGCCCAGCUCCCACAGGAUCCUGCACAUGCUCUGCAAGAGCCUGGGGCUCAACCUGACAAAAUUCACCCAGUAUGACGAGAACACGUGGACAGAAGUGAACGGCGUGAAGCUGCGGAACUACGUGGUGGAGAAGAUGCCCGAGAAGCUGGGCUACAAACUGCGCCCCAAAGAGAGGGGCCGCUCCCCAGAGGACAUCUACCAGAUGGCUCUCAACAAGGCCCAGAAAGAUGUCAAGGCGCUGGGCUGCAGAAAGGCACUGAGGAAGUUUGAAAGGCACACGCUCCUGGAAUUCCUCCGCGGGGAGGGCAAUCUCAGCCGACCAGCAGUGCAGCUUCUGGGAGACGUGAUGUCCAAGGAUGGCUUCUUCUAUCUCAGCUUCGAAGAGGCCUUGCGCGCUCAUAGCUGCCUCAGCGACCAGCUCCGGUACAGCCGCAUCGUGGGCGGCUGGGACUUGCUGCCGCGCGCGCUGCUGAGCUCGCUGUCUGGCCCCGUGCUGCUGAACGCGCCUGUCGUGGCCGUGACCCAGGGCACGCGCGACGUGCGGGUGCACAUCGCGACCUCGAGCCAGUCGCGGAGCCUGAAGGCUCUGACGGCCGAUGUGGUGCUGCUGACGGCCAGUGGGCCGGCGCUGCAGCGCAUGACCUUCUCGCCGCCGCUGUCGCGCGAGCGCCAGGAGGCGCUGCGCAGGCUGCACUACGUGCCGGCCACCAAGGUGUUCCUGAGCUUCCGCCGGCCCUUCUGGCAGGACGAGGGCAUCGAGGGCGGCCACUCGAACACCGACCGCCCGUCGCGCGCGGUUUUCUACCCUCCGCCAGGCGAGGGCGCGCUGCUGCUGGCUUCGUACACGUGGUCGGACGCCACCAACGCGUUCGCGGGCCUGGGCACCGAAGAAGUGCUGCGCCUGGCGCUCACCGACGUGGCGGCGCUGCAUGGACCGCACGUCUACCGGCUCUGGGACGGCACCGGUAUUGUCAAGCGCUGGGCUGAAGACCCACACAGCCAGGGCGGCUUCGUGGUGCAGCCGCCCGUGCUCUGGCAAACCGACGGCGACGAAGACUCCGAGGCCUUUGCACAGCCCUACGAUUGGACGACCCCCCACGGCCGCAUCUACUUCGCGGGCGAGCACACGGCCUACCCUCACGGCUGGGUGGAGACAGCCGUCAAGUCGGCGCUUCGGGCCGCCCUGCGGAUCAACAGCCCCGAGGGUCAGGCGUGCACGGAGGCCCCGCAGCAGCUGGGGGCCGAGCACCAGGCUACCUACCGCGUCCCAGGCCAUCCCCUCCUGCGGCUCCCGCACUCCACCCACCGGAAGACCUCACAUUAAAGUAUCUUCAGAAAAAGCC